AUGAAAAAGAAAAAAAAAUGCAUGAAACUUAUUAAUCGUGAGAAUAAAAUUUCUGUUUCAUCAUUGAAUGCUACUGGUAAUAUUGCAACACAAUUGUCUGCAUUUAAAGAAUGUGAUCCAAAUUAUGAUGAAUAUAAUCAAGAAAAAAUUUUUAAUGACUAUCAAAACAUCAAGAAAUUGCUAAAUAAUCAGGAAGAAAUUUAUUUCAAACCCCAAAUGAAAAUUACUCUUUCUCCCAAUACUAAAUUCAGUACAAGGUCAGGAACCAUUCACUGUAAUUCGAGAAUAUUUCCACCAUUAUCUCGUGGCCUGCAGGGUGGACACAUUGCAGUGGCAGCUUUCGCAACAUCAGGUGUGUUGAAACCAAAAUGUUGGAAUGAGAAAAUAAUUGAUCAAAUUAUUAAAGAUGGCAACAAGUAUUAUUGCAAAUCAAACAAAGGUAUCGUUACGAGCGACAGAAGAGCAGUACAAUUUUCCAAUUUUAGACGAUACGUUAAUAUUCAAAAAACCCAUCAAAUUUCAUUGUUGAUCAAGGAACCUUGUUUUAUUGGAUUAAAUGAUUCGGAUGAGGAAUUGUCGCCUGAACCAAUUGGAUAUAAAAAUUGGAGUGAUUGUCGAGCUGUUUUGCAGGGAUUGUAUCAUAUUUAUGAUGAGAAGGUACCUGUGAAUUUGAGAGGUCGAGGGGAUUUGACGAUAGCAUUGGCAGCAUUGAUCUACUCGAGACUCGUGAAUACCGACGAAUGGAAACAAUCAUUUUUUGAUGAGAUGAUGAAUCAGGCUCAUAUCUAUUUAAUUGAUCUGGCGAGAGUGUUGGAUAAAAAGUUUGACGAUUCGUUUGAUCUACAGGUUAAUGAAUUGAUGAGCGAUGUGAUUCUUGGUAGUUAUUUGGUAAAGAUCGCGAUCUUGGAGAAUGUGAUUUCAGGUCAGGUGAGAAGCGACGAAGUAACGGUUGAAUCGGGGAUUUGUGAAUUUUUCGAGAAACAAAAUUUGGGAAUUGUUGAGGUGAACAAUCAGUUUUAUUCGAUUUGGAAAGAUGAUGCUAGGUACUAUUUUCUGGAUCCAUUCGCCUGUGAUGCUGAAGGAUUUAGAGUUAAUUCUAAAGUGCCGGUUGAUCCAGGUGAUUCGAAUCAGCCAGAAAUUCCAAUUGUUCCAAAAGAUCCCAUUGAUCCAAAAGAUCCAAACGAUCUGAUUGAUCCAAAGGAUCUGAUUGAUCCAAAAGAUCCGGUUGAUUCAAAAGAUCCGAUUGAUCCAAAUGGUUCGAAUGAUCUAGAAGUUCGAGAAGAUUCAAAAGAUCCAGAAGAUUCAAAGGAUCCAGAAGAAUCAAAAGACCCAGAUGAUCCAGUAGAGCAGGAAGCUGAAAAUUCCUUGGAAGAUUCAAAAGAUUUGGAAAGCUACAAUCAGGGAAAGGCUUGUGUGAUCAUGAGCAAGUCGAUCAAGGAAUUAAUUGAGACCCUCAUGAGAAAUACGAACAUGAAUGAAAAAGAUCCUUUCAUCAUUCAUGGUUUGCAAGUAUUGUACAUUAAAUUAUCUCAACAAUUGGGUUCUCCUUUUGAUAAGACAAUAUUUCGGGAUGAUAAACUUAUUCCAAUUGUUGGUGAAGAUUGUGAUAUUGAGAUGAAUAUUCCUAGAAAACGUUCCACGAGUCCUAAAUUUAAAGACGUUGGUGUCGAGUUUCCCGAAUUGAUGACCAACAUCGAGGAGUUCAUGAUGAAGGAAGAUGAACCUCGGACUUGUAAUCAAGAACAACUUCAAAAUCAUUUGAUAGGAAAAAUUGUGACUCGUCAGAAAGAAAAAUCUGAUUCUUCUGAAUCUGAUCAAAAAGAAGAAGCUUCACAAGAAUCUAAUCAGGAAAAAAAGGAAGAAGAUAAAGAUCAUAUAAUCAAAGGUUAUAAAAUAAUAAAUCCUCAUCGUUUGAUUCUUCAGGGAUCGAAAAAUUGUUUGUGGGGAGAUUUUCCAAAAUCAAUGAGAGGACGUCAAGGACUCGUGAUGGGAAUAAUUGCAAUCGCCUAUGGAAGAUUGAAACAACCUGAAAAAUGGAGAAAUAUAGACUUGGAUCAGAUUAUUGAUCUUGGACAUAAAUCAUACGAAGAUACGAUAUUAUUGAUCAAAAAAGGAAGCGAUGAUGAUGAUGAUGAUGGUUCAACCGAUGAAGAAGACGAUGACGACGAUGAUGAUGAUGAUGAUGAUGAUGAAACAACCGAUGAAGAUGAUGAUUCUAUUAAUUUAGAAAAUUUCGUUCCAAAUCAUCUAGAAGUUUCAAUGCUUCCAGUAAAAUUAAAACUUGGCGAAAACACCGUAAAGUUUAAACGUAAAAUGAAAAUAAUUGAAGGUAACGCAAAUCCUUUGGCAAAUUUAGGAGAAGCAUUCGAACGUUAUUUUCAACGUCAUUCGGAACUUAUUCUCGAAAAUAAAAAACUUUACUACAGUAUUUGGAAGCAUGAGGAAAAAUUUUAUAUUUUUAAUCCCUAUGGAAGUGAUGAGGAAGGUUGGAGACUUCGGGAAUUUCCAGCAUCAUUCGUUGUUACAGAUACAAUUAAUGAAUUAACUGAUUUGUUCUAUGGAAUCUUAGAAUUCAAUGAUCUUCAAUUUUAUUUUCAUUUCAUUGAAGUGGAAUCAAUACAACCGAAUAAUAAAUACGUGGUUGCAAAUCCAACAGAAGUUGAUGAUGAACAUUCUGAAAAGUAUUUUACGAAAUUUUUGCCAAUCACUGAUGAGGAUUUGUAUGAACCGGAAGUGGAGGAAGAAAAACAGAAAGAUUCGGACGAAGAGGAAAGCGAGGAAGAUGAUGAAGACGAUGAUGAUGAUGAUGAAGAUGAUGAUGAUGAUGAUGAUGAUGAUGAUGAUGAAUAUACACUGGAAGAAAAAAAAAUUGAACUCGAGGAUCCUCUUCAAGAAGCAGUGGAACAAGAUCAGCCGGAUCCACCAGAAACGUUAAAUCUUGCUCUAAUCACCGGGGCAAUAAAAAUAGAAACAGAUGAUAAAAUCAAUGAAAAAGAAGAAGAAGAUAUGAAAUACGAGGAAUUAAAAUACCAUUUCUCUCAUUGUCAGCCUAAUAUUCCACCAUCGAAGCAAAUUUUACAUAUUCUUCGUGAGGCAAAACAGGCUUCAAAAUCAAUUCAUUCUUUAGUGUCGAAAUUUUCAAUCAAAUCAAAAUUAAUAACAAACAAUGAAUCCGCUGAUAUUGUAGACGUUACGUCAUUGGAAAUGGGAAACAAGUCAAGAUUAAUCAAAUUGCCACCCAAAAAAUAUAUAUUGUCAAGAGUAACUCCAAUGGGAUUGACGCCAAUUCGAGCAAUUGACGAUGAUUUUAUUCAAGAUGAAGAUUUGGAUAGAGAGAAAAAAGAAAAAUGCCUAAGAGGAAAAAACGAAGAAAAUGAUCAAGUGUCGGAUGAAUGUGAUAUUCCAAAAAUUCUUCCAUUAGGUCCUGUUAUAAGAACACCUUUUAUUGAUGAUUUAGUUUGUCAUGAAGAAAAUAAGAAGGAAUGUAAAUUAUCAAAACGAGACAAAUGUGAUUCGAUUGUGAAGAAAAUUGUUUGUAAUGCCGAGGAACUUUUAUUGGAAAUGCUGUUUCCAGGGAUGAAAAAUGAUGAGCAGAGGAAUGAAGAAACUGAGAUUAAAGAAAUCAAAGAUCCAGAGAAACAAGAGCCUGAACAAAAAGAACAACAUAAAAUGGAAUUGGAAAUUAUUGGAUUCACAGUAACAGAAGAUGAUGAACUGGCAACAAUUAACGGAAAUAUGAGUUUGAAAAAUCGUCAAGAAACAGUGCAAUUUCAUUUUAAAACAUGUUACUAUGCAUCAAUACUCUGCAUAAUUGCUAAAAUUAUCAAAGAUGUUGACGAAUUUUCCAGUACUAUUUUAGAUCAAUUAAUUGUAUUAGCCAGUAAAAUUUCUGAACAAGUUGGUAAAUUACGCUAUAAAUCUUUACGUUCAUUCAAUAAUAUUGAAAUUUUCGACAUGAAAUGUGAUGUUAAUUUAAAACAAAUAAAAUACGCUGAUCCGGAUAAUUGGAAAGAUGAUAAUCUAACUAAUAUGCUAACUUCCUAUUUAAAUAAAGAUCAAACUGGAAUUUUGGUAUUUGAAAAUGCAUCAUAUGCAAUUUGGCGAGAUAAUGAUGUAUUCUAUUUAUUCGAUCCUUAUUCCUGUGAUAAAAACGGUCGAAUUAGUGAUGAGGGUUUUGCGUGUCUUAUGAAAUUUUGUAAUUUAUCAACAAUGAUUGAGAGAAUUGGAGAAAAUAAUCAGGAAACAGUAAAUAAAGAAUAUCGACUGUAUUCCCUUUCGAUUAGUCACUUGGAGACGAGAAGGGAGAAGAAAAAGAAGAAAUGCGAUAGGAAAAUAAAUAUCUGUACUGAUGAGGUAAAAUCCGAGACUGAUGAUUCUACAGACGAAGAAGCGAAUGUUGUUGCAGAAGUAAAAUAUUCACUAAUAGAACUUGUCGAUUGGGUGAAAAAUGAGAGGACAAAUAUAAAUCCAUAUGAUAUGAAUCAAUUGGGAUUUAUUGGUAUUAAAAAUUAUAAUGCAUCUGCUUUUGAAGUAACGGUUGUUGAGAAUGAUAUAACAAGACCUGAAUUAGCACCUUUUAAAAAGCAAAAUGAUCAAAUGGUAAGAACAAAAAUCUAUGAUCGUAGAUUCAAAGAACAUUGCUAUCUACUUGAACCAAUUGAUCUUUGUGUUAUGGGAUGGUCAUGUAUUCAUGAUCCAAUUACAUGGAGUGUGAAAACAGUGAAAGGAUUGUACGAAGCAAGUCGAGAUUAUGCUUUUGAUAGUUUAUUAGCUUUUGAAGAUACAACAGUUACUGAAAUGACUGACGGUCUUCUCAUGAUGUUCAACAUUGCCAAUUAUACAUUUCGAGUUGUUUUUGGUCCCAUUCGUAAAGGUAAAUUGUACGCAAUCGAAGGUUGGAAUCUGGCAAUGUCAUUGAAAAAAAUAUUUGAAACGACAAUUUACACUGGUGGUAUUAUAAUCUGUGAUAGAAAGCACAUUGGAGUGAUGAGAAAGGAUAAAAAUUAUUUUGCCUGGUGGGCUGUUGAGAGGGGUAAAAAUUUACGAUUCAUAACUAGUGAAGAUUUUGAAGAAUUUUUGAAAUUGAUUAUUCAAGAAAUUGGCAUUAUUGAAGAAAUUGAAUUCUCCAUGAGAAUUAUAACAAUUUCCUAUGCAUUAAAAUUAGAACCAGAUUAUUGUGAUACAACAGGAAUGCAUGAGAAUUUAAUGCCAUCUUGUUCAUUGGUUCAGAUACAUAAAAAUAAUGAUGAUGAUUUUGAUAAAAUUGAAGAUAUAUUUCGUCCACUUGAUUUGUUGGUAAAAACAAAUUUAUUAUUUGCAAGUGUUGCCUUAAAGGAUAGAAAUUUGAUAAGGGAACCAAAUGUAAAACGAUGCUAUUUUGUUGCACUUUUGAGUAUAUUGAUGAAACGUGAUAUUAUUCAAAAUCCCACUAAGGGAAUGAUUGAUCGUGUUAUUGAGGGUGGUGAAAAUUUGUACAAGAAUUUUUAUGAUCCAAAAUAUCAUUCUGAACAUAUUUUGAAAAAUUUUAAAUGUUUGGGAAGAAUUUUUGAUUUUCGUGAUUGUGCCUCUUCGUUAGUGGAAUUAAAACAUAAAGGAACCAAUAAUUUCUUUAUGGCGGUUAGAAAAAAAUUGAGAAUUCAUUUUAAAACCCGUACGGAUGGAAUUAUACAGUUAACGAAUUGUUGCUAUGGUUUUUGGUAUUCGAGAUCAACUAAUAGGUACUAUUAUCUCGAUCCUUAUGCUUGUAAUGAAAAUGGAAAGAAAUCAUCAACUGGAAGAGGUUGUCUCUUCAUUUGCUCGAAAAUAUGUGAUAUGGUUCAUCAUAUGAAUUUGAAUAAAUACGAAGGUACGAGUGGAUUUUUCAUUCAUGAUAUUCACAUUGAAACGGUGAAGGAAUUAGCCGAGGAAGAUCCAAGUCGAGGUUUUAAGGAAGAUCCAAUUUGGAUUUAUCUUGAUAUUCAUUGGAGUUAUAGCCAUCGGCAAAAAAAGAAGAAAAAACAAACAGAAAUAUUUUGGAGACACUAUACAAUGGAAAUUCCAAAUUUGAUUUAUUCCCUAUGGGGUACAAUUGGUGCAUUUGAUUGUAAAUUUGGUUCGAGAGUUGGUAAAAAUCAAGCUGGAAUUUGUUGUGCAAUUUUGGCAAUGCAAGAUUUGUGUCAUCCCUCGCAAUGGUGUUCGGGAAUUUUGGAUUCGGCUGUGAUUUACGGUGAUUGUUAUUAUGCAGAGAGUGAGAAAAAUUUUGAUAAAUGUUGCAUGUAUCAAAAUCAUUUUAAACUUCAACCUUGUUUGAAAAUUACACCCCAUAUUUGGAGAAUUAAAUUCAAAACGAAUUUUUGUGGUAUUUUAUAUGGAAACAUGUCAUUGGCUGAUGUGGUAAAAUUAGCAUUCGAUGAAUCAUCGAAUCUAUUGAUUGAAUGUAACACAAUUGUUUUGGCAGUUUUUAACAAAGAUGAUGAUUUCUUUGUAAUUGAUACACAAUGGAUUGGUCCACCUAUUUUUCAACGAAAUCAUGGAUCUAUUUAUUUAUUGCGAUGUAAAACUUUUGAUAGUUUAAUUUACAGUCUCAUAAAAAUUUUAAAUACAAAUCAAAAACUUGAAAUUCGUGUAACACCGGUUGAAAUAAAUUUCUCACAAGGUGGGAGAAUUUUGAAAGAUAGAAAAGAAUUUUCAACUGUUCGACAAUUGCCAGGUGAAAUAAGAAUUGGUGGGAAUUUUAUACCAGGUAGCGAAAUUGUUCCAGCGGUGGAUAAUUAUUGGGAAUUCAAUAGAAAUUUAACAUUGGCAAUGAAAUACGGUGAUUUAUUAGAGAAUCUUCCAAUUGAUUAUCUAAAGACUGAAUUCAAUGAAGAGAAAUUGAAUAAUUUUUUGAUAAGAUUUGAAAAUGAUGAAAAAAUUUUUGAUGAUGAAAGAAUUGUAAAUUUAAAAUCGAUAAAAUCUGAUUGUGAUUUUGGUGAUUAUCCAAAAUUAGUGGAUUUUGUUGGUACAAGUGGAAAUAGUGAUAAGAAUUUAAUGAGGAAAUUGAACGUUAAUAAAGGAUUUACAUUGGCAAAACCGGUUGAUUGUAACGAACAACCUAGUUUCAUUUUAGAAGAGAGUCAAAACAGGUUUAAUAUGAAAACAAAAGAAAUGCGACUUAGAAAAUUUAAAAAUUAUAAACAUCGUAUUCCAUCGGAUGAGAAUAGUGGUGAACAGGAUAAUGAUAAUAAUAAUAAAGAUUUAGGUCAAGAGGAAACUGAAAAUGCUGAUGAUUAGCCGGAAAAUGUAGCCAAUUUUUUAUAGAAAGGAAAAAUUUUUUGGAACUUUUCAUUUUUAAAAUUUUAUGAUAAAAUCCAUAGUGAGAAUAAUUUGGACAUAAUAUAAUUCGAAUGAUAAUGAUAAAAUUUGAAAUAAUUUAGGAUAAAAAAAUUUUUUGCCUGAAAAUAAUGUCUAUAAAAAUAUCUGCGGCAAAUUUUUUUUUUUUCUUAGGUGCAAAAUAAAAGCUACUUACCUUGGAAUGUUUGAUGAUAAUUUUAUGCUCGCCUUUUUUUUUUUUUUUUUUUUUAUAUAUAAAAGAGGAUACAAAGGUAAUGAAUUAUCGUUUGUGUGGUGUACCAAAUGAAAUAUUAACUGUUUUCCUAUUUUUAUUUUCCUUUAAACAUAGAUGGGAAAUAAUUAUACAACUGUUGUAUAGGACGGAGAACGAGACUUCAGGCAAGCGUUAUAAGCUUCUGCUGCAUAUAUAAUAUAAAAGUACAUCGAGAUGAUUUAUUACUUUAUAAAAUAUGAAUAUUACAAUGAGACAAUAUAAUUAAAAGUUGCCUGAUAUCACGUUUAUUAUACAUAUAGUAUUACAGAUGUACAUAUUAUGGAAAAAAAUAGAGAUUUUUUUUUCUCAUUAUCCUAGAGCAACUAAAACAAUAGAAAUUUUUUUUUUGUUUUAAUAAACGCAAAUCUUCGAGUUAUUAUUUUACGGUAUAAAUAAUUUUUUUUGUUUAUUAAUAUUGCAUGAAUUGUUUUCGAUAAAUAAUUAUUUAAAAAAAAAAAUUUAAUUAAAAAAUAUAAAAUUUUUCAAUUCAAUUCAAAAAAAUUAAAAAUUUUAAAAUUAAAAAAAAAUUUAAAAAUAAAUACUGAUAAUUAUUAAAUAAAUUAAUAAUAAUGCAAGAUUUAAAAUUUCAAAAAAGUAAAAUAAUUAAAAAAAAACUCUUUUUUUUUGAAUUACAAAAAUAUUAAAUUAAUUAAUGUAAAAAUAUUUUAAAAAAUACGAAAAAAAAAUUUUUAAUUCAAGACUAUAAAAAAAAAUUAAAUUUAUGAAUACAAUUAUAAUUAUGUAAAUAAAACAAAAAGGUAUUUUUUAAUACAAAAAUUAAAUUCAUGAAAUAAAUUAUUUAAAUGUAAAAAAAAAAACUAUAAAUAUCGUUGGUAAAAAUGCGUUAAAAAGGAAGUUUUCUAAAUGUGUAAAAAAAUUUUAUAAAAAAUGGAAUAUCGAAAAGGUUUACAAACUAGUCUUACUAAUAAUGACUUAUUUCUAAAUUCUUUUUUUUUAUACCUGCAAUAAACAGGUACAAUGUAUACGUUUAGCUUUUUGUUAAAACAAUGAGGCAAUAGUUUUAUAAUUUGUUAAAAAAUUUGUUUACAAUUUGCUUGUAAUUUGCAAAUUAUUUUAAAAAUUGUUUGAAAAUUUUUUUACAAAUUGUUCGAAAAUGUUUACAAAUUUAAAAAUUGUUUACAAAUUGUUCGAAAAUGUUUACGGUUUACAAAUUUUUUACAAAUUGUUUACAAAUUGUUUUUCAAUAUAUUUCAUAAAAUGUUCAUUUCGAUAAAUAUUUUUAAUUUUUUUAAUGAAAAUUCUUAAAAUAUGUUUCUUUUAAUUAAGUACUGAGUUCACGCUUAAUUCCUAUUUUAGAAAUAUGUUUCUUAUUUAUUUAUUCAUAAAUUGAUUUAUAAAUAAAUAAAUAUUUUUCUUAAUAGCAUUUAUCUUUAUACUACGGUAACACAAUGUUUUAUUGUAUUAUUCAUGUCAAUUUAACUUCAAUUUAAUUUCAAAUUUUAUUUUAGUUUGAAUUUUUUUUUCUCUUUUUUAAUUUGGUUUCAAUUUUUUCUCUAUUUGCAAUUUGAUUUUAAUUCAUUUUUUGUGUUUUCUUUUGUAAUUUGUUUUUUAUUUUCCAAUUCAUUUCAAUUUUCGAAUUAAUUUUCAAUAUUAUUUUAAUAUUUUUCGUUUUUUUCUUUUUUUUUUGUCUUUAAUUUCAUUUCUGGUAUUAAUGUAGUUUAAAUUAACAUAAAUUACUGCACAUCAUAUUAAAUUCAAUUUUUGUUCGUUUUUUUUUUUUUUUUUGUUGUCUUUGUAUUGAUAUUUUUUUUCGGCAUCUCUUGGUUUGUGCUGAAUCACGUACUUACAAAAAAAAAGAAAAAAAAAAACUGCACCAUUCACAAAAAUCAA
Leptopilina boulardi is the source of this 9415-nucleotide messenger RNA. RefSeq lists its product as uncharacterized. Lineage: Eukaryota; Metazoa; Arthropoda; Insecta; Hymenoptera; Figitidae. The record is from RefSeq and is a predicted model, not a curated record. The transcript is spliced from 6 exons. Bases 1 to 7251 code for a protein of 2416 amino acids.